GUCUGGUGCCUGGGUACUAUACCUACGCCUACCUUCUCCUACCUACACCUGCUCAGCCACACGAAGGCUGGAGAGGAAAACAAAAAGAGCCCAGGGCUCGAAUCCGGUGAUCUCCCGUUCCAUGUGCUCUGGGUGAUGGGGCAGGAGAUAUAAUGUCUUUGACUCUUCCCCUUGUUUAUGGACUGGAACCCACUCUUUAUCUCUUUUGUCUUUUGAUUCCCUAACCACCUGAACCAACCUAUGCCUCGUAUGUUCUGCUCCUUUCUCUAUCAGGCGCGGUGAACCCAUGACUUCUACCACAUGUCGCCCGGGACUGAACAACAAGAGUUGGUUGCUUUCACGCUCACCCCCGUUGUCCUUGUUGCGACAACGCCGCUGUCUACACAAAGAGAUCGGAUGCCACGCCUAUUGUCCCCACUGCUCUACGAUGCCGGUGCGUGUUCUUUGUCUGUGAGGGCAGGUUUCAGUUGCGAGUCUGCCCCCGGCAAGUAUAUCUGGCCGCCCUACGGCCCUUCGGCUAGAAAAAAUCAGCAUCAUAUUUGGAUUACCUACCUGUCAUAGAGUAAUUUCCCACCCAGUACACGGCAGGUCGGAGAGAGAGUCUCUGCUAAUCAUGUGCCAUAUCAGAGAAACUAUCGAAGUCCUUCCGGGGGGGAUUAGGCGCAUCGAGCGCAAGGUGAAGCGCUGUCCCCGAGGCUGGAUCAGACUCUGCCGCAAAGAAACGCGGACCAGUAUCGAACGAGAUUGCCGCGAGGUGCCAGUAAACACGACUAUGAGGGGCCUAGACGACCCGCACGGUAUGCCGAGGCCACUCACCCGCAGACGUAGUGGAAGCUUCAAAUUUCGGUUUCCCUUUCUCCGACGGCAGCCGGACUCGUCGGACGAUGAACUGAGGCGGCCGCUGCCACUCCGGCGGCCGCGCGGCCGGCCC
Molecule: messenger RNA, 931 nt
Organism: Aspergillus aculeatus ATCC 16872
Lineage: Eukaryota; Fungi; Ascomycota; Eurotiomycetes; Eurotiales; Aspergillaceae
Exons: 1
Coding region: 301-561 (86 amino acids)
Source: RefSeq, a predicted model, not a curated record